Molecule: messenger RNA, 1149 nt
Organism: Drosophila takahashii
Lineage: Eukaryota; Metazoa; Arthropoda; Insecta; Diptera; Drosophilidae
Gene: Or45a
Product: Odorant receptor 45a
Biological process (GO): detection of chemical stimulus involved in sensory perception of smell; sensory perception of smell
Cellular component (GO): plasma membrane
Molecular function (GO): odorant binding; olfactory receptor activity
Source: RefSeq, a predicted model, not a curated record
AUGGAGUCCAGCUACUUUGCCGUUCAGAGAAGAGCUCUGGAAAUCGUUGGAUUCGAUCCUAGUAGUCCACAACUGAGGGUGAAACAUCCCAUUUGGGCAGGGAUUCUAGUCUUAUCCCUGGUUUCCCACAAUUGGCCAAUGGCGGUGUACGCUCUGCAGGAUCUAUCCGACCUAACUCGUCUCACGGACAAUUUUGCGGUGGUUAUGCAAGGAUCCCUGAGCACCUUCAAGUUCCUUGCUAUGAUGGCAAAACGCAGACGUAUUGGGUCAUUAAUUCAUCGAUUACACAGACUGAACCAGGAGGCCAGUGCCACGCCCAAUCAGCGGUUGAAGAUCGAGAGGGAAAACCAACUCGAUCGGUAUGUCUCGAGAUCCUUCCGGAAUGCCGCAUACGGUGUGAUAUGGGCCUCGGCCAUUGCUCCCAUGCUGCUGGGCCUGUUGGGCUAUAUAAGAACUGGAGUCUUUACCCCCACCACGCCCAUGGAGUUCAAUUUCUGGCUGGACGAGCGGCAGCCGCAGUUCUAUUGGCCCAUCUACGUUUGGGGCGUUCUGGGCGUGGCAGCCGCCGCCUGGUUGGCCAUCGCCACGGACACUCUAUUCUCCUGGCUAAUUCACAACGUGGUCGUUCAGUUUCAGUUACUGGAAUUAUACCUCGAAAAGAGGGUUCAUAAUCAUAAUCAGGAUCAGGACUUCCAUCUAACCGAAUGCAUUCAUCGACAUCGCUUGGCUCUCGAUUUGGCCAAGGAACUGAGUUCGAUUUUUGCCGAGAUCGUUUUCGUAAAAUACAUGCUAAGUUACCUGCAACUCUGCAUGCUGGCCUUUCGUUUCAGCCGCAGUGGCUGGAGUGCCCAAGUGCCGUUCAGAGCCACCUUUCUAGUGGCCAUUAUCAUCCAACUGAGUUCUUACUGCUAUGGCGGCGAGUAUCUGAAGCAGCAAAGUUUGGGAAUAGCCCAGGCCGUCUAUGCUAAUUGCAAUUGGCCAGAAAUGCCACCGAAGAAGAGGAGACUGUGGCAAAUGAUGAUCAUGAGGGCCCAGAGACCGGCAAAGAUUUUUGGCUUCAUGUUCGAUGUGGAUCUGCCACUGCUACUCUGGGUAACUAGAACCGCUGGCUCCUUUUUGGCAUUGCUAAGAACUUUUGAGCGUUCUUAA